Zingiber officinale is the source of this 2136-nucleotide messenger RNA. Its product is annotated as bZIP transcription factor 1-B-like. Gene Ontology annotation, biological process: regulation of DNA-templated transcription. The record is from RefSeq and is a predicted model, not a curated record. Lineage: Eukaryota; Viridiplantae; Streptophyta; Magnoliopsida; Zingiberales; Zingiberaceae. The transcript has 12 exons. Gene Ontology annotation, molecular function: DNA-binding transcription factor activity; sequence-specific DNA binding. Bases 609 to 1778 code for a protein of 389 amino acids. Gene Ontology annotation, cellular component: nucleus.
GGGAUGAAGGCGCAGACAACCAAAGUCGAGAUGAAAAAGGUCCCUUCCUCUCUUUGCCGUUGGAUUCCCACUUUGCCUCCCUUCCUUCCUCCUCGGUCCUCACUGCCUCCUCUCUCUCUUUCCCUCUACGAUCAGCCAAUGGGGUCGCUCUGCCCAGCUUCUGCCGUGUGGUCUGUCGGCUCCUGAUCUCGCUUCCCUCUCCGGUGCUGCCGGAGACAGCGUUCUCUUCCGUGUAAUGAUUGCCCACCUCUUUGAAAAGGGUCCGCAUGUGCCUCUCUAGAAAAAAAAUUAAAAAACUAUUCUUUUUCGCAGCCAGAGAUCCUGUUUCAUUGAGGUUUCUCCUCUCGUAGAGUUUUUUUACUUUUCAGUGAAAGAUUUGAUUUUUGGUAGUGUGGAGUCUAGAACGAGUUAGGGUUUCGGAACGAGAUCUGAGCCAAAAUUGAGUGACUUUUGUUUUUCCUGACGACUACUGAAAAUUGUCGGGCAUUUUUUUUUUUUUUUCUGUUUUGAAGUGCUUGAGUGAUGGUUUUUGAGAGAAGCAGAGGAGAAUAUAAAUAGGGAAACGAGUGUGUGACUACUGACAGUUAGAAGGGAACCUCGGUUAGAAGAUGGGUGGAAGCGAGACUGAUAGCAAGGUGCCAAAAACAUCUGCUUCGCAGGAGCAGCCACCAGCUACAAGCUCCAGCAACUCUGCAGCAGCCUACCCAGAUUGGCCUGGAUUUCAGGCAUACUCGCCGAUCCCUCCGCCUGGUUUCUUCCAUUCCCCAGUGGUGUCAAGUCCUCAAGCUCAUCCCUAUAUAUGGGGACCUCAGCACCUUAUGCCACCUUAUGGUACACCUCCACCUCCAUAUGUGAUGUAUCCUCAUGGAAUAUAUGCACAUCCAACAAUUCCACCGGGUUCACAGCCGUUCAGUCCCUAUGGUCUGCCUUCUCUAAAUGGAAAUGCUGAAGUUUGUGGAAAUAUACCUCCUAGUGCUGAAGGAGAUGCGAAAUCAUCUGAGGGAAAGGAAAAGAUACCAAUUCGAAGAUUGAAGGGAAGUCUUGGAAGUUUGAAUAUGAUAACAGGACAAAACAACACCGACAUGGAUAAGCUAUCAGGAGGAGCUAAUGGAGUCUUAUCUCAUGGUGAUAGUGGAAGUGUAGAUUCAAGUGAAGGCAGCGAUGCUAAUUCUCAGGAUUCGGAACCAAAGACAGGUGGCACACAGAAGCCUUUGGAUGAAACAACUAGGAAUGGCACAACUUCCAUAGAUACUACACCAUCACACACGAUAUCAUAUCCGACAAUGCCAUUAAUGCCUAUGUUAGCCACUGGAGUGCCUGGAGCUGUUCCUGGUCCUACGACAAACUUGAAUAUAGGAAUGGACUACUGGGUUGCUCCAGUUUCGUCUGCCAUAGCUCCAACUGGGAAGAUUUCUGCUACAGCAGUCACAGGAUCAACAAUCCCUGGCACACUUGUCGGAGAUGAAAGAGAACUAAAGAGGCAGAGACGGAAGCAGUCAAACAGGGAAUCAGCACGUCGUUCUAGGUUGCGCAAGCAGGCAGAAUACGGAGAACUGGCUCAGCAUGUGGAUGUUCUGAAAGAGGAGAAUACAACUCUUAGAGCCGAACUCGACAAUGUUAAGAAAGAAUACGAUGAACUUCUUACCCAAAAUGCUUCUCUUAAGGAGAGAAUGCAAGGAAAAGCCAGAGGACUAUCUUCAGUAAUCAAUAACAUCCAGAUCGACUUAGAUUCCGAUCCACAAUCUGUGAAGUCAGACUGUAAGCAGGGUGAUCACUAACCUGCUUCAAUAACAUCAACUGAACUUAACCCUAACUAAACCAUGACAGCAUCUCUGACUCAUAGCGGAGUAGAUAAUCUGAUGCGGGUUACUUAUUUCAUUCACUGCAUCAUCCAUGUCGUCAAUACCAAAUGCGGAUUUGCCUCGAUUGAUCUUUUAGCAGUCAAGGCAGAGCAUAAGCAAGCUGGCUCAUCAUUUAAGACUGAAGCCAUGUAGUUUUAUUCAUACCGAGUGAGAUUGUAAUUGCGAGUGACCAUGCAACCUGACAUGUUCGAUAUGAUAUUACGAUCGAGAAGUAGAAUUACUAUCAGCUACUGACUCGAUUUAUCCAUUUUAUUAAGUGUGAGCUUUUCGUAAA